Protobothrops mucrosquamatus (brown spotted pit viper) is the source of this 1871-nucleotide messenger RNA. RefSeq names its product G-protein coupled receptor 87. The transcript is spliced from 5 exons. The record is from RefSeq and is a predicted model, not a curated record. Gene Ontology annotation, molecular function: G protein-coupled purinergic nucleotide receptor activity. Gene Ontology annotation, biological process: G protein-coupled receptor signaling pathway. Gene Ontology annotation, cellular component: membrane. The coding region runs from base 675 to 1682 and encodes 335 amino acids. NCBI's taxonomy places the organism in Eukaryota, Metazoa, Chordata, Lepidosauria, Squamata, Viperidae.
CUCCCUCCUUGCUGAAGCCAUUUGAAGCACUUCAGGCGUAGAAGAUCUGAAGGACAUUCACUGAGGAUCAGAUGUUGCCCCUUCUUAUUAACAAAUCCAGUUUAUUCAAAGAGAUUUUACAGCUUUCCCUUCAGGAUAUAUGUUUAUCUUUUUUUUUCUCCUGGUUCAAGCUAACAAGAUUUUGUUGUUGUUGUUCUUUUGGGAAAGAAUACGAUGCAACCUGGAAGCAGUGGUGGGAAAAUGAAGAAAGAAAAAUGACAGAGAGAGGCAAAGAAGAAAAUAGACCUGACGUCAUUUUUAUGAAGGAAAAAUUUCAGCCUUUCAUAUAAAAUAUGAUGGUCCCAAUACACUGCUAAGAAAUUAAAAUUUGCACAAUCCAUCAGUUCCCACCAACAUGACUUCUGAAAAGCAUUUGAUGUGCAAAUCAACAAUAAUAAUGGGGUCUAAUAGAUCAUAUCUGAACCUUACAGAUUUGUCACUCACAGUUUAAUCAGCCUCUCGUGGCCAGCUGCAGCAUCAGCUGGAAGCAGCAAACUCUACAACUCUGAGACUUUUAAACCAGUAUGGGGAAGUACUGGGAACUUUAUUUCAGGCUGGAUUUGAAAGGGUAUCAUCACUUCUGAAUCAUAUGAAAAACUACCAAAGUCUGUACUGGAGCUGAAAAUGAAUUAAACAUGGUUGAUUCAAGCAAUACUUCAGAAAAUAACUGUGGUAGCAAUAAAAUCAUUACACAACAAGUUGUUCCAUUGAUCUAUGGUUUCAUCUUUAUAGGUGGAAUACUGUUAAAUGCAGCGGCAGCUUGGAUCUUUCUUCACAUUCCCAGCAAGACAAGUUUUAUUGUUUAUCUCAAGAACAUUGUCACAGCCGACCUUAUUAUGAGCUUAACUUACCCUUUUAAAAUACUUUCUGACUCCAAAAUUGGACAUUGGCAGCUCAAUGUUGUUGUCUGCCGCUAUUCUGCUGUCAUCUUUUACCUAAAUAUGUAUAUUAGUAUAACAUUAUUUGGACUCAUAGGGUUUGACAGAUGCUUUAAAAUAAUGAAGCCGCAAUUCAGCACUUCGGCUUACAAUGUCCAGUGUAGCAAAAUUGUAUGUCUGGUCAUAUGGCUGCUACAGAUUCUUAUCUCUUUUCCCAAUAUUAUUUUAACAAACCAAACUCCUACGGAAGACAAUUCAAAUGACUGUAUGAAACUCAAAAGCCAUCUUGGAAUCCAAUGGCACACAGCUUCAAGCUACACAUGCCUAGGAAUUUUCUGGAUUGUGUUUUUUCUCCUAAUAGUCUUCUACAGUUCCAUUGCAAAGAAAAUAUAUAUUUCACACCAAAAAUUUAAGAAAAAUUCCAAGCUGGUAAAGAAAAAGACCAAUCGAAACAUUUUCACCAUCAUGUUUGUGUUUAUCGUUUGUUUUGUUCCAUACCACCUGGUCAGAGCCCCAUAUACAUUAAAUCAAAUCAAAGGUGAUUACCACUGUGAGAUUAAAAAUAUGCUGUUUUACCUAAAAGAACUUACUUUGCUACUGUCUGCUGCAAAUGUUUGUCUUGAUCCAGUUAUUUACGUAUUCCUUUGUCAACCAUUUAAGGAAAAACUGUACCAAAAAUUGCAUCUGAAAGUUAGAACAUCUGAAGAGUUCGAAAAUUCUAAAUCAAGAAAGUCAAAUGCUAUUGAAACAGUUACUAUUUUAUAAAUUCUAAUAGCAAGCAUUUUCAACAUUAUGGAGAUGUGGGCAUGUUGUUAAAUUAAGCAAACAGUUUAUGACUGAUGAAGAAUAUUUGUCCUACUCAAUCAUCGCUGCAAUACCUAUCCCCUUCCUUACACUAUGAAUUGAUUACAGGUCAUAGUCAAUUUAGGACCACAGUUUAGACCAAAAUUUCCA